Messenger RNA from Ostrinia nubilalis (European corn borer), 1389 nucleotides. It is a transcript of the gene DNApol-alpha50, whose product is annotated as DNA primase small subunit. Gene Ontology annotation, biological process: DNA replication, synthesis of primer. The coding region runs from base 113 to 1312 and encodes 399 amino acids. Gene Ontology annotation, cellular component: alpha DNA polymerase:primase complex. The record is from RefSeq and is a predicted model, not a curated record. NCBI's taxonomy places the organism in Eukaryota, Metazoa, Arthropoda, Insecta, Lepidoptera, Crambidae. The transcript is spliced from 7 exons.
CGCGCCAAAUUUUAAUACAACAACAGCAAGCGAAAUAUUAUUUUUAUUUUGAGAAACUUUGUCAUUUCGUUUAUUAUUAUUGAUUAUUUGCUCAUUUGUUUACCUUUUAACAAUGGUGGGCCAGUACGACGAAAACUUGUUAUCUGAUAUGCUACCCAUAUAUUACACUAAAUUCUUUCCUCAAAACGUGUUUUGUAGGUGGCUUUCUUGCGGAAGCUAUCCGCAGCCACUCUCUAACAGAGAGCUAUCAUUUACUUUAGCAGACGACGUUUAUUUGCGCUACUUAUCAAUCAGUAACCAGAAAGAACUGCAGACCUUAUUUCAGAAAAAAUGUCCAUAUAAAUUAGAUAUAGGUGCUGUUUACAAUACAAAGCCAUCUAUUGCAAGACAUGACUCUGUUGUUUUGGCAAGAGAACUUGUAUUUGAUAUAGAUCUUACGGAUUAUGAUGAAGUCAGAACGUGUUGUCAGGAAGCCAGAGUAUGUGAAAAGUGUUGGAAGUUUAUGGUUGUUGCCUGUGAAAUUUUAGACAAAGCCUUGAGAGAUGACUUCGGCUUUCAAUCAAUCCUAUGGGUAUUCUCAGGCAGACGAGGUAUCCAUUGUUGGGUGUCUGACCAUGAGGCUCGGACCCUGGACAGUCCAGGCAGAGGAGCCGUUGCAGACUAUCUUUGCUUGAUAAUGGGUGGUGAAAAUCAAAGCAAGAAAGUUAAUUUAGGAUCUGAUAAUUUACAUUCUAGCAUUAGGCGAGCUCUGACUAUCAUAAACAAAUACUUUGAAGAAAUCCUUCAAGAUCAAGAAUUUUUUGCAACUCCAGGUGGUUUGAAAGGUCUACUAAAAUUAAUUCCAGAUGAGUCUUUAAGGACACAAGUAGAAAAGAAACUGGAAAAACUACCAAACUCAUCUUUAGAAAGAUGGAAUCAUUUUGUCAGUAUUUAUGAAGGAUACUGCAGAGAGAAUGGCUUUGCAAUGAGGAAAUUGAAAUAUUUGGUUGAAGAAAUUAAAAUCCAGUACUGUUAUCCUAGAUUGGAUGUAAAUGUAACAAAAGGCUUUAACCAUUUACUGAAAUCACCCUUCAGUAUACAUCCUAAAACUGGAAAAGUUUCAAUAGUCUUCAAACCUAACAAUGCAAGAAAAAUGAAUUUGGAUGAAGUACCAACUAUUCAUUCACUGCUAGAUGAUAGUACUAAAGAAAGUGCUACACAUCAAAAUAAUAUGAAAGCCUCAGUAAAGAAUUUCCAGGAAGUUGUGUUUUCCCUUGAGAAAUCUGAAGCUAUGAGAAGGAAAAUUGAUGCAAAUAUUUCGCUGGAUUUUUGAUUAAUUCAUAAAAUACUAAUAUGUUGGCGAUAUUUGUAAUAACUAUAUAAAUAAAACCACAUAAAAUAUUUUAAUAA